GCUCAAGGCAUCUUCCGUCAAAUCAUAGCACCCCUCGUUGUCAUGACUUCGCCCAUUGAAGACAGGAACAUCAUCCUAUUGGGCCUAUCUCAGCAUGGAAAGUCAGCGUACUUGAAUCAGCUCCUGGUGACACAAAAAAGUGCUUCGCCGCAGUGUGCAAUUGGAAAGGGGUAUGAGCGCUGCACAACAGAACCUCAGUUGGUUGAACUCCAUCCCCCGCAAAGGCCAACGCAGAUCUUGGCAACUGAUGCAUUGCCGGAACCGCCAGAGACUCUUUUGUACCAAUGUUUGGCAUCUCUUCAAGGUCAUGCGGAUUUGGCUGAGAAAAAGCCAGAAGGUGAGGCGUUGCUACGAAUGCAGCGCGAAAUGUGGGAGUGGUUGUCCAAGCUUCGGCCAGGCUUGGUUUUGUCGUACAGCGCGAAUGUCAGGUUUUCCCACCCUCUCGUCACCUCGAGCCCUGAGGUCCAGCCUGAAUGCGAUCGAGAUAUCGCCGUUUGCCUCUUCCGCAAGCACGGUCUCACCAAUCUGCUCCCGGAGAGAUCUGUUCUGGCGUGAAGUGAGCAGGAAGAUGCUGUAGGAGGAUCGACGCUUGGGACUGGUGCUCAAGAAGUUGUUGCCUGUUGCCGCUCCUAAUGUAGGCAUUUGGCCCUAAAGAUGGAGGGAUGUGAAAGUUCUUGGACAAAAACACUUGACUUCAAGCUAGCAGCGAAGAAGAGCAAAAGGAGUCUCCUCAUUUUGUUUGAGAUUCUUUCAGAGGUUUGCAUCGAAAGGUCUCAACUUUUCUGAUGCAAGGAAAGGCACGCAUGCAUUGGCAUGCUGUGCUUAAGCAACAGGCUUGGGCAAUUCCAGGGCUCCAAAGUGCAGUUCCCAAGAAUGGUUGUUAAUCCUUCUCCACGGAGGCACACCCUGUUUUUGAAAGGAUUUCCAGGAAGUGAUCUAGUCGCCCGCCACCGUGACCAUGAAACAGUCCGAAGUAGGAAUUGCCGUCCGGAGUAUAUUAGCUUGCAUCACCGAAGGCACCAUCCUGCGCAGGUCACAUCUGGUGGGAGCCCUCCCUGUUUCGGUGUGGCUAGAAGCCUACAAGGGCGACUCACCCAUGAACAAAGGACCUAUACUCAGCACAGAUUGCAAACACCUGAUUCACAAAAAGACCUACGGAUGUGCACCACUGCUUGGGUCAUAGAUGGAACACGGAACAUGAGUUUGCUUCUCAAAAUCAGAGCCAAACCAUGUCAUUUUGAGACCACCCAUAUGUGUACAUGGACAGUAUACUUUUUUAAUCUAUUUGGUUUGUAAACCAUGACUUCGAGUCCGCUUCAGUCCCACGUGUAUAUGUACGAAGUCUUCUGCGCGCGGGAUCCGUCGUGCGUCGCUGUGCGUUUGGGUGUACCACCGUGAGGGAACAGCUGAAGCUGGAGAGGGAUCCUCGGAGCACCAUCGCUGUCUUGAGUAUUGUCCGAGAGGUGGGCGAGAACGAGGAACUCUUUGGGCAGUGUGUGAUCAAUGUGGAGGAGAAUCAACUCUAUGAGGAGGUCCACCACCUGAAGCUUCUUGACGCAGGAGGCCAGCCGACCGAGGCGGAGGUGAGGUUAAGACUGGCGCGACCAAUGCCGCCCGGGCAUCGGGAUGCCAUCGAUUCUUAGUUAUCCUGACAGAUGGCUUUGGGGACCUCAAAGGACCCCAGAUGCGAGCACAUGCUUUUGGACCUAGAGGUGGGCUAGGUCUUGCUGGGUGUAGCGAGCCCAGUCCUGAAUGAUCAGCAACGAGGAGAUGGCUUGCUAGAAAGCCACAACCACGAAGGCGGUGGAGGGCCCCCCUUGGUCAGCGUGGUCCUCCAUCCAAAUGCCGCGGCUUUGGAGGGUCGGUGGCGCUGAAAGGAGAUCCAAUCGUUUGGUCCACCAUCGGGGUCACUGAGCACUGAAGACAGAGGAAGGGAGGUUGGCAGCCCGCGCAGCCUUGCUGUGCAUGAGUUGGUGCAAUCC
Messenger RNA from Durusdinium trenchii, 1982 nucleotides. Lineage: Eukaryota; Dinophyceae; Suessiales; Symbiodiniaceae. The record is from the annotation of a GenBank genome assembly.